GUUUUAAAAAAAACUUUAAACUGUUGCAUGUUGGGAGCUCAGGGGACCGCACUACCCCCCCGUGGUCCACCAGUUUCAUCACUGUGCGCUGUAGUUUCCACAGCAGCCACUAAUGAACGCUAAUGUUUCUGACACAAAGGCGACCACUAAUGAGGUGAGCCGCUUCCUAACAAAACACUUAUCAACACUUUCUGAUGGUAAUUAGCCCUCUGGGAGCACAGACAGAGGCCCAGUAAUAGAUGUUUACCAGAGCUCAGAGGACAGGAGUAAUGAAAGCUCCAGGGAUCCAUGGGGACUCGCUCCACUAACAAGUGUGACAAACUUCUGGCUGCCAAUUACAUGAUGUACAACAUAGUAAACUUUGGUCCACAGUAAGAAAACUCAUCAACCACUGACCUAAACAAUGUCGAUGAACCUUAACUUUCCUCUAGUGCCAUCGUUUGCCAUUUGAGUAGAGCCCAUAAUGCAUAUUACCAUCUAACAGCCAGACUCACAGAGCACACAGUUUAUUUUAAUGAAUCCAUAAAACAUAUACGACCUUGAUUUUGUCAAGUGUACUCUGAGAAAACGACCUACAGAGCGUCAAACAGAAGAAAAGGCUGGAAACACAUGUGUGUUUUUUUAAAAUAAAAAACACCAGAAAACCAGCAAAACACACCAAAAAUACUCUAAAGAUAAAGGUUAUGUGUAGAAGACCAUGAUUUUGGGAUAUCCAUGUGUUUUGUGUCUCAUACAGAUUAAAAGACAUGAGACUGUCUAAUGUAGCACAAAGACCGGCAGCUUUUCAUGGAGUGCCCCCCUGCUGCCAGGCUUUAUGCUAUGCUGGGCUAAACACAGUCAUACUGAACACACAGGAAAAGAUGAGGACUUCCAGAAAUCUGUUCUUUCAUAUCAGUCAUGCAGGGUUUGGUUUGUGGAAGAAAUAUUUAAAAUAAAUCAGUGUACUGUGACAAGAGCAUCAUUGUUAUUUGUCACUAAAACACCAACUCACAACUGGAGGUCUGAAGAAAGACCAUAGAAACAAAAGGCCCUGCUGCAGGCCGGAGUCUCUCCUGAGAGAGAGUACUUCCCUGUCCGUCGCUCCCUGAACGCCUCACUGCUGUUUUAUUAACUGCUGGUCACUGAGGCCCCUGGGAGCUGUGAGGCCUCCAGGACCCUCAUUAGGGCCUGGUAAUAACACAGGUAACAAGGACCACAAUACACACAUGCACAAGGCAGUGUGGGCUUUAACACACAUUAACACUGUGUAAUUAAUUUCACAGCCUGGUGCACCACAGUGUGAAAAAAUCAUUAUCAGUGAUGAAUGAUUUCAUAAUUGGAGUGAAUAUAGCAGUCACAGCCCUAAUGUAUUUAGCAUCACCUACGCUCCACAUUUAUUAACUAGUACUUACAAAUGCCUGUAAUCUUCUCUGAUUUAUUUGUCUCUACAAACAUAUAUCAAACAACAUGUUGCCUCUAAGUUGCUCCUUUAAUGUGGAAACUACUCAAACAUUCUGGUCAUUGAGAAACUUUCAUUCUGGGGUCUCCUCUCCCUUCACUGACGUACCAGGUUUGUCAUCAAAUGUUAUUCUAGGACAUCAUAAUUUACAAAUUAGGCAUUGAUUGUAACCACAAAAAUGUCAUCCUUGAGUCCCAUUGGAUGUUUGUGCUAAAUUUGAAGAAAUUCCCUCAAGGUGUUCCUGAGAUAUCGCGUUCGCGAGAAUGGGCCGGAGAGACGGCCAUAUGGACGGAUGCAAAGAUGGACAGCCAACCAGACAAAAUGAAGCCUCCAGCCUUGGCACGGAGGCUUAAAUAUUCAUGGAUCAUAAGUUAACAAAGAAAGGUCAGUUGCUGAAAAGCCAGAGUGUGAAGCUAAGAUGAAGUCCUGCCUUUAUCGGACUGAACCUGACUGAGCAGAGCCGAAUCUGAUUCAUGUCUUCAGCAGAUCUGUCUCCAUCCAGCCAUCUAUCAUCUGUCUGUGCUGAGGAGAAAUGGAGCUUUGGCCGCUUCAGGUCUCACUUGAAAGCCCCAGAGAUUCAGACCCACCCUUGUCGACCAGUCACAGAUCCAGCUCUGUUAACGGCACCAGGGAGCCUGACGGUGUCACCUUCUUCAUCAUCCAGGGCCUCUCCAGCCUCGGCGACAGACCGAUGAUCCUGUUUGUCAUUCUGUUGCUGGGUUACGUCAUCAUCCUGGGAGGCAAUAGCAUAAUCAUGUUUGUGACACUGACUGAUCCAAAGCUCCACUCUCCCAUGUAUUUCUUCCUCUGCCAACUCUCCUUUGUGGACAUAGUCUACACCACCUCCACCAUCCCCAAAAUGCUGGCUGGCUUCCUGUCAGAAGUGUCAGUCAUCUCAGUCCCAGGCUACUUCCUCCAGAUGCAUUUCUUCAAUCAGCUAAGUGGUACUGGUCAUUCCAUCCUGACUGUCAUGGCGUAUGACCGUUAUGUGGCCAUCUGCCACCCUCUGCACUACACCUCCAUCAUGACCCGACGUGUCCAGAUGCUCCUUAUAGCAGGAGCCUGGGGCUUCAGCACCUUCUGCCCACUCCCGGUGACCACCAUUGCCUUACUCCGACCAUACUGCGGUCCAAAUGUGGUCAAACAUGGCUGGUGUGACUUCUCAUCUGUAAGGCGGCUGGUCUGUGCUGACACCUCAGUGGAUAACAUUGUGUCUCUUUUCUUUGCCACAUUGUCUCUACUGAUCCCAGGAGUCCUCAUCCUGACUUCCUAUAUCUUCAUUGGCAUUUCCAUAUCAAAGAUGGGUGCUGGUCAGAGGUUGAAGGCCUUCAGGACAUGUGCUGCUCACCUGACUGUGGUGUCCAUCUCGUUCACCUCCGCUGCCUUUGUAUACAUUUCGUACAGAGUGACAAACUUUUCACCAGAGGUUCGUAUCAUUGUAGCUGUGCUGUACGCUGCCCUGACUCCUUUCCUGAACCCAGUGAUCUAUAGUCUGAGGAACAAGGAGCUGCAAGAGUCCAUCAGAAGGACACUGGUCAGGUUCAGGCCUGCUACUGUUUUAGCAUCCUGACUGGGAAACCUGCCCUUCUACUAACUGGACACAAGAGAAAAGGCACCUGAGUAAUCAGGCAGCUUAAAUUCCAUCUGAGACUAAAACAUGAUGUUUAUUUCAAUCAUACUGAAAACCUCCUACUUAUUAUGUAUGUUUAAGAUAAAUGUUAAACAUAUUUAAGAUUUAAAAGUACACUUUUUUGUUCUAUACCAUAAGAAAACAUACCAACACAUUCUGCACAACACAGCACAGGAUAUUAAAGUUGUGUCCAAUAUCUGUUUUACCCAGUUUGAUUUCAACAUACCCCAGAUUUUCUCAAGUAUAUUGUUUCUAUUGUACCAAUUCUGUAAGGCUUUAUAUAACUCACUAGUAAAACAUUUUGCUGUAUCUAAGCUGAGCAGUAUCCUCAGUAAUCACAUCCAUCCAUCCAUUCUCUAUACUCCUUAUCCUAACAAGCAUUGUCGGGGGGCUGGAACCAAUUUCUCACUACUCCCCUAUCUUGUAAUUGUUUCCAAAUCAACUUGUAGUGAUAAAGAACAGAUCCAUGGAGGCAUUGGGCCACAGUUAAAUUUUGAUGCCUGCAGUUUGGUCUUUUGCCACGACGGGGGCGACUGUGGUCAGUGGGUAGAGCAGUCGUUUGCCCCCCGGAGGGUUGGUGGUUUGAAUCACGGUGC
Messenger RNA from Monopterus albus (swamp eel), 3664 nucleotides. Its product is annotated as olfactory receptor 6N1-like. Gene Ontology annotation, biological process: G protein-coupled receptor signaling pathway. NCBI's taxonomy places the organism in Eukaryota, Metazoa, Chordata, Actinopteri, Synbranchiformes, Synbranchidae. The transcript is spliced from 6 exons. Gene Ontology annotation, molecular function: G protein-coupled receptor activity; olfactory receptor activity. Gene Ontology annotation, cellular component: membrane. The record is from RefSeq and is a predicted model, not a curated record. The coding region runs from base 1971 to 3008 and encodes 345 amino acids.